AUGCCAGCCAUAACAAAUAUAUUCUUGCAGCAGGAUGAUGAUGAUGAUGAUGAUGAUGACGAUGAUGACGAUGACGACAUGUAUGAACCACCUCCCUGUGACUGUCCUCCUGUGAAAAUCACACAAAGCGAAGUGGAGGAGAACAUUUAUUUGGGGAUGACAUCCAGUCUUCCUGUUCUACAGAGACAGGCUGCGCCACCACCCAGGCUGGGAAAUCCCUUGAAACCUCAACAACAUGCUGGCGUUCAAAACUGCGAACCCAAUGCCAAGAAAUCUACACUAUUCUCUCUCCCAGCACCGGCGAUAAACCGAAAUGAGAAGCCUGGAAGAAAGAAGGUGAUGUCUGCAUUAUUCGUCAGGUCUGCUGCUCCUCCAGUCGCUGCAUCCAGCACUGAAGAAGAUGUGUAUCUGGAUCCAAAUCAAGAACAGGAUAAUGACAACGUGUAUUUAGAGCCAUCAGCAGCUUGCUCUCCUCCUCAAUUUAUGCCAACGCGGAUGCCUCCAUCUCCCGAGACAACAUUUGCUCCUGCUCCCUUACCCAUGGUGAAGCCUCCAGUCCCCAGGGCUAAGUCUAAUUCGUUUUUGCCUUUCUCGAAUGUGCUAAAAACGGCUUCUUCACUUCAACAUAUCACCUUUCCUACCAAAUGCCCACCACCACCUCCCAGUGUUAAGCCUCCUCUGCCCACAAACCACAAAGCUAAGCCCAGCCCUGCAAAAUCCCCUGUGGCAGACACUAAGCCUGUGGCUUCCCCUGGUGGUAUGAAGGCAACCAAACAAUCUGGGAAUGAGGAUAAGGACUGGUUUGCUGGAGACUGCAACAGGAAGACAGCUGAAGAAUGCCUACUGAAGGUCAACAAGGAUGGUGCUUUUCUCAUCCGACACAGCUCGACCCAGAACACUUGCCAGCCGUACACCUUAGCUGUUCUCUACCAGCAGAAGGUGUACAAUAUUCCCAUCCGCUUCCUGGAGGAAACACAAGACUAUGCUCUCGGAAAAGGGGGCAAGAAGAAUGAAGAGAUUUUCACCAGCCUCGAUGAAAUGAUUUCUCACCACAGGAAUAACCAGCUGCUUUUGAUUGACAGCAAGAGCAAGGCCAAGCACACGACAUAUUUAACUCACCCUGCACGCCCUUAAAAACUACAUUGCUAUUAUCCUCUGAUGUUAUGUUCACGAGUCACACAGUGAUAGCAAAGACUGAAAGUUUCUCACUUGGAAAUCCUAUCAGGGUCACAAAAGUAUAAUGAAAUAGACAAUGCAAACUUUCAAAGCACUAAAAUAUUGGCAGAGAUGUUGAAAAGCUCACAGCCUCUUGCUCAGCAGCCACAUGACAGCAACAUAAACUGAAACCUAAAGAUUCAAGUUCUGACCAUUUUUGUGCCAUGUCAUCAUUUUAGCAACACAGUUAACUUCUUUAGGAAAAAAGGAAAAUGUGUCAAUGUAAAACUGAAACAUCUGGAAGUGUCUGCCUUUGGAUGGAGAAACUCAAACAUGUAAACUUCUGCUCUUCAUAUCAAACUACAUUGCAAGAGCUUGUGCCUUCCUACUGAUUUACAUUAAUGAGACCAUGUGUGAUGAACCCUUGAUUGCCAUUUUUUAGUCAUGAGUACAGAUUUGGUGUGUACUAUACUGUAUCUUUCUAAUAUAUUGUAUGUUACAUUUUACUGCACUUUCAUAGUUUCCCUAAAUUUACUGUUGCUGACCAGUAACUAUAAGUUAACCCAAAUCCCUUAACUGAUUCCAGCUCUUUAGUUGGGGUUUCUGUGGUAUGGGGGGUUUAUUUAGUGGAACAUCCUUUGACUGAAUGUUGUCAUAUGCCCAUGAGUUUUUUUUGUCCAAGCAUUGUAAUGGUGAGCUAUAAGGGUUUGUGGCUUUAUCUGAGACACUGGGAGCUGUGUGUGUGUGUGUGUGAGACU
This is a messenger RNA of Monopterus albus (swamp eel), 1913 nucleotides long. RefSeq names its product B-cell linker protein. The transcript has 15 exons. The coding region runs from base 1 to 1134 and encodes 377 amino acids. The record is from RefSeq and is a predicted model, not a curated record. Gene Ontology annotation, biological process: cell surface receptor protein tyrosine kinase signaling pathway; intracellular signal transduction. Lineage: Eukaryota; Metazoa; Chordata; Actinopteri; Synbranchiformes; Synbranchidae.